Myodes glareolus (Bank vole) is the source of this 1441-nucleotide messenger RNA. The record is from RefSeq and is a predicted model, not a curated record. Lineage: Eukaryota; Metazoa; Chordata; Mammalia; Rodentia; Cricetidae.
UGUCCUUUAGGCUCAGCCUCUGAUCCUACCUAACUAACCACAUAUGCCCCAUCCCAGGCCCUGCUCUGCAUCUCUGCCCCAUUAUAGUGAUCUCUUCCCUUUGCUCUUCUCUCCUCUUCUCAUUUCCUUUUCAAUUUCCAUUUUUUGUGACAACUUGAUUUUCUUGAAAACUUAAUUUUCAGUUUUCUUGGGACAAGUUCUCACAUAUCUCAGCUUGGCUUUGAACUUACUGUGUAACCAAGCAUAAUCUUGAAUUUAUGAUCUCUCUAUUUUUGUACUCAUAGUACUGUUGACCUGGAGAAUGACAUCAUCCAUAUGCUGACAGAUAUAGAACACAGGGCACUGUGUAUAUUAGGUGUAUUAGGCAAGAACUUGACCAGCUAAGAUUCAACCGAAUACCUUCUGCUUUAGUGUGUGACCCUCAGUCUCUCCUGACCAUAUUGCAGCCUCCCUUCUGAUUGGUGAUUAUAUUGCCUAAGGGAUGGAGUUCACAGGAACUGACAGGGGCUUUCUGUUUAUGAAGAGCCUUUCUGUGGUCCUGGUUCAUGAAAAAUAAUACAAACAUGUUUUGUGAUCCCUAUAGAUUAGCAAUAGAUGAGUUUCCUCUUCAUCUUUCUUCUCUCUGAUCAGACUCUGAACUGUAGGCUUAUUUUUAAUCAUGUUUUAAAUAACAGGGUUGUCCUGGCUAGUUUUGUGACAACUUGACAGAAGCAGAAUAAUUAGAGAGGAAGGAACCUCAGUUGAGGAAAUGCCUCCAUGAGAUCCAGCUGUAAUGCUUUUUCUCAAGUUGUGAUCAACAGGGGAGGGCCAACCCAUGGUGGGUGGUGCCAUGACUGGGCUGGUGGUGAAAAGUUCUAUAAGAAAACAAGCCAAGCAAGCCAGGGGAAGCAAAUCAGUCAGCAGCACCUGUCCAUGGCUUCUACAUCAGCUCCUGCCUCUAGCAUCCUGCCCUGCAUUUACAAUGAGAAGCCAUUCCUUACUGCUGAUUCAGGACCUCAGGGAAUCUCAGAAAGAAAUGCGACUCUCCUCUGUCACACGCAUCCUUCCUUUGACAUCUUUAUCCUCUGCAGAGGUGGAAAUGCCUCCUUUCCCCAGAACUGCUCACGUCAGGACCACAGCACAUUCCUCAUCUCCCCUGUGAGCCCAGGGCACAGAAGGACCUACAGAUGCUUUGGCUCUUACAAACACAGUUCCUACUUGUGGUCACUGCCUAGUGAUCUGCUUGAGUUUUCAGUCUCACAGUCUUCUACAUCAAAUUACAGAUUAGAGAAUCACAUCCGGCUCAUCCUGGCUAUCGUCAUCCUGUUAGGUCUUGGGGCUCUAUUGCUGGAUGCUUGGAGCAGCAGAGAGAGCCCAUGAGGUCUUCAGAGAGUCCUAACCUGAAUGCCUAGCUACCCCUUCCUAUACCUCACCAAAAUGCUGGCAAUAAAGAGUCUAAAAG